AUGGAAUACCUCCCCGCGCCCCUGCAGCGCGCCCUCCAGGGCGGGAUCGACCCGUACUCGCAGUAUCUCGCAGAAUGGUACUCCCAGGUCUACCUUUGUCUGCUUGUUCUCGUGAGCUUUGGUGCAUCGUUCGCGACGUCAUCGGUCCUCGUCGGCCUCGAGCUCUUCGGUAUCGGUUUCGCUCUGCUCAUGCUGGCUUGCGUUCCUCCUUGGCCGUACCUUAACAAGCACCGGAUCAAGUUCCUCACCGUGCGCGCAUACGCCGUCCCCGAGAAGUCGUAG
Cutaneotrichosporon cavernicola is the source of this 282-nucleotide messenger RNA. RefSeq lists its product as uncharacterized. Gene Ontology annotation, cellular component: endoplasmic reticulum membrane; signal peptidase complex. The transcript is spliced from 4 exons. The record is from RefSeq and is a predicted model, not a curated record. The coding region runs from base 1 to 282 and encodes 93 amino acids. NCBI's taxonomy places the organism in Eukaryota, Fungi, Basidiomycota, Tremellomycetes, Trichosporonales, Trichosporonaceae. Gene Ontology annotation, biological process: protein targeting to ER.